AUGAGGUUUCGAAAUCAUUCAAUAAGACUCGUUGUGAAUAGUUCUUUUUAGCAUAAUGGACGACGAAAUUGGUGACUUUUGCGUUCUGCAACAACUGCCUUCUAUUGUGAUUCACAAGAUUUUGGGUUUUUUGAGGUUCGUUCAUUGAAAUUGAAGGAAAAAAACAAGAUUUUAGACAAGUUGAAUUGCAAGUUUUGCUAGAAGCUUUUCCUCAGCUGGAAGAUGUUUGUGCCGACGAAUUUCGCACGAUUGAUCGGCAGUUCAAGAAGAAAAAGUAUAUGAAAUGGUGGGUUCUCAUUAUUUAUUGAAUUAUCGAGGGUACUAAAUAAAUAUUAGUUGGUUUUCAGGUAAUUAUGUUUGAAUUUAUUUCUAUAAAGUUUAUCGACCAAGCCUUCGCCUUCUUUUUUUUAAUAUUUUUUCUUUUUCACACGGCUUUACUCAUUUUUUCUUGUUCUGAUGUCUUUUUCAUUAUUUUUUCACUAUCUGAUUUCUGUAAGGACGUUCGAAACGAGUAAAAUGACAGAAAAAAAGAAGAUGAAUUUGCAGAAAUGUUCCUUCUGACAAGGGAGGUAAUUUUACUUUACGGUUGGGAAUUCUCCGAAAGAUGGCCGAAAUACUCUUUGAUAUACCAAAAGAAGAUUCUGAAAGCCCAAACGGCAAAAUUUUCUAGUUUUCGAGAAAAUACACUUUGAUGUCCCUCAAAAUCUAUUGAAAUGAGCUGUUUUGGCGCUUUGAGCGCUCUUAUUUCUCGAAAACAAAGAAUUUUUACAGGUUGAGGUUUUCAGAAUCCUCGUUUGACAAAUCGAGAAGUGUUCUGGUUGACUUUCAGGAAAUUUCCAACCGCAAACUGACGUGACCUUCCUUGUGAGGGUCCUCAGAAAAAUGUUUCGUUCUUUAUAGUGAUACGAAAGAAAUGGCAUAGUCGCGGUUGAAAAAUUUACUCAUCUUCAGUCCACGUUACUCAAUUUUCUAUUAUAUUUCAAGUAAAAACCUUGAAAAAUGUUCCCAGGAACCGCUGUGCGAGCGAAGAUGACCCUCUCGGGAUGUCGGAACGUCAGAAGCACUGUAUGGUUUAUUUCGAGCCCCAGAGAGCGAUUUACUCGUUUGGCGGCGAGUCUCUGAGUGGCGCGAGUACGCCUUUCGAAGAUAUGGAUCGGGAUCAAGCCACUUAUGUCCCAAAUGCUUCAUUCAACGAUUUGUGGAAACUCGAUUUGGUAUGAUUAUUUUUCCUGCAUUUUGAGUUUUUAAAAUUGAUUAUUUAGUUAUUUAUCUCACUCGGAUACAUAUAGCAUGAGGUACAAUUAGUAUUAGAUAUAAAAUUCGCCUUUUUUGUUCUUGUUAUACCUUGUCUAAUAUACUUUCAUAGGUAAAACGGAAAAGUUGCUCUGAGGACCCUCAGGAGGACCUAAAAAGGUUCCGCUAGAAUCUUCUAAAAUGAUGGAAAAAAAAAAACUUCUGAGCACCUUUUUCCAAACCUCAGAGGAUCCUUUUUGAGUCCCUGCAGUCUUUUUAAUUGCUUUUCAGGGUCUUUCCAUUCAAAAAUGUUGAAAGAACGCAAAAUUUCGUUUUUGAAAAGUUUGUUGUUUGGGAACCUUAGAAGACCCUUUCUGAUAAAAUAUUUGAGGAAAUUUUUCAUUUCACCCGAUUUUAAUAAACUUUAAUAAACCAUUUUUAAAGCUAUAUUCCUCUUCAUGAACGUCUUUCAUUUAUCAGUAGAGCACGAUUCAGCGAAAUCUAGAGCCUUUUUUCUAGCUUUUCGAUUCCGAUUAUAAUCGUAAACCUUGAUUUUUGAAUUAUUUAAAAAUUUCUAUUUACACAAAAAAAGUAUUAUAAAAUAUGAAUAUUUUUUUAAAAGCAUUAGGCGAACAGUCUUUACUUUGAUUUUGGCCAAACUUGUUUCUAGCCUUUCUAAAAACUUUCCAAAAACUUUCACUGUUUCAAAAUUUUCAUUAAAAAAACAUUUUUUUGUUUAAAAGUAAUUAAUGUUGACUCUCUUCUGGCUAGAAAGAAUAAUCAAAUUUCAUCAUUUUUUCUCCGUAUUUCAAAAUAAUUUAAAAAGAAGAAACAAACUGAAACAGAAGUUGUUUACAAUUAUUUUAAAAUUUAAAACUUUUUCCAAACUUUGAUUCUCAGGUGUCGAUGCAAUGGAGCAGGGUCAGUUCUCAAGGAAAACCUAUGCCAAAAUGCAAAGCUUCGUUCGUCGCUUGGAAGGUUUGUCAUUGAAAACCACUAUAUUCUGACUUUUUCUAUUGAUUUUUAUUAUAAAUAAUGAAAUGAGCGAAUUUCUUUCUGUCUUUGAAUAACUUCUAUAACGAAAAUAAUAGUUUGAUGUUUUAAUAAAGGAGCUUUUUUUAUUCUUCUUUUCUUUUGCACUCUUGAUAAAACUUUGCUGAAAUGGUCUUAAAGAUCUUUUUAGUUUCAGGAUAAAAAAAUAAAGUUUAAAGAAUAAAAAAAGAAAUAUUUUUUUCCUUGUCUGGUAUAGAUAGGUUUUCGAGAACAAUCCAGCAAAGUUUCUUCAAAGUUCCCACCAGAAUGUUAAAAAAAUGGCAGUCAUCACAACUCCAGAAGGUUCCUGUAAGAUCGAACUCCAUUCAAAGACGUAGUGAUCAAAAAAGCGUUUUUUUUUUUGUAUCUUGUCUUACACAGAGCUGUAUCUAAGCUUUUGCUCAAAUUAUAAUACGUGAACCUUGAUUUUUCUUUCUGGAAAUUGUUUAAAUUUCACUUUCUCACCACGAUUUUCAGGACGAACUCGUCCUCUACGGCGGUUUCCGCCCGGUUCCUUUCCUCUCUUCAAUGAGAUCAAUGACGACCAAUUGUUCUGAAGUUCAUGCUUAUAAUCCGGAAACCAACAAGUGGCGACAGGUUUUUUUUGCUUUUUAUACGAUAGGAAAACUACUUUCUUGCUCCUAAGUGUUAUGAAAUCUGACAGAAACCUUUUUAAUCUUCAAAAUAACGAUGAUUCGAAUUAUUUCACACGAGGGUCCUUACAUAAAGUCAGUUUUUCUCGACUUUAAAAGCAAUUUUGACUAUUUCUCUCUUCUUGAUAGUUUCUAGAUGAUUUUCUAGAUGAUUUUCUCAUUAUUUUUACUUUACAAUUUUUGAAUGAAUGAAGGUAGGAAAAAUCAUGUUUUUGCGUAAGAAUUUCCUCAAGAUCCGGCCUCGAAAUUCACGGCGGAAGUUUCAUCGCGUGCAGGCCAAAAAUGAGUCGAAAUCUUGGGAAAAAUACCGACUUUAAAUAAGUAAAAACUCACCAUUAAGGGAGGAGCUUGAAAAUAGUUUGCCCCAUACUUAGUCAAGUAAAGAUUCUAUAAAAUCGCUUUAUGAGGCCUCAGAAAAAAAUUUUUUUGAAAAUUUUUUUCGAAUACUCUUCUUUUUUUGUUCUUGUUUGUAGUAAUGUGUGACAAUCAGUGAAGGUGGACAUAAUUUUUUUUAUCAUUUUUCAAGAAUUUAUUUUUCAAGUUUAAAAAGCGGAAAAAAAAUAAAGGAUAAAGGAAAAAAAAAACUCGGGAGGAUUGUGGUGGCGACCGUUUUGAAGGGUCUGCCCUUGAAUCCAUUAAAGUUAUCACGGUUCAGAUCCCAACGGUGGAAGGACCAAGCCUCGCGGGCCACACAGCCGUCGUUUCGGGCGAUCUGAUGAUCGUCUACGGAGGCUGGGGCCGACAAACCAUUCUUUCUUCCCUAUCAACUAUCUACGUCCUGAACUUGGUGGAUGGAAAGUGGAGCAGCGUCGUUCUUCAUGCCAAUCCGUGGGUUUCAGUUUGAGGAUCCAUUUUUCAAUACCCAUUAUUUCGUCAAUAGCUUUGGAACAGUAGAGUGACUAUUUUUUAGGAAAUUAUACCCCGAAAAAGAGGAAUAGUUGAUUUACGGCUAGCUUGAGCCAUCGAAAAAAGGGUCCUGACACGAUAAUGCACGAGUGAGCGCCUGGCUCGUGGAGAGCGCAGACAGGACACGCCCCCUUAGCGUCUCAAGCUGGCCGUGAAUAAGCUAUUUCAAUCGAUGUUCUGUUUUUUUUUUUUCAAAUCCUAAAAAAUCAUAAAAAAUAUUCAAAAAAGUUUAUAGGAUUCUUGAGGAAAGAUAAAACCAACUGAGUAGAAAAUUACAGUAUUCCAUCGUUUCGAAAUUAAAUUUUUUAGCUAAAAAUCAAACCAAAACCCAUAGAAAGUCUGUUAUUUAAAAUUAUUUAUAGAGUUUUGAGGAAAAUUAGGUUUAAAAAAAAUUUUCAUGAUGUGGUUCUGAGUGAAUUUAGAAGCUUUUUUAUAAAUUUAAGGAAGUAUUUUUUAAGCUUUCAGGAUAGUUCAACCUUACGAAGUGGCGAAGACCAUGUUGGGACCCGAAGAACCCUACUUUCCAUUGUAAGGACGCCCUUCAAAUUCCAUAAAAAAUCACUGAAAAUGGGAUUCAGAAUGCACGCGAGCAUGUCGCACAUGAUUCUGAUCCGCGACGGAUUGCUCCUGAUAACCGGCGAGAUGACGUCAACGGAUUACGGUAGCGCGGUUCUCGUCGAAUUCAACCCUCUGGAUCUCCAAGGCUCGAAUUGGCGAUGGAAACGGAUUGAUGUUAGUCAGAAUGAGAAUCAGCUCUGUUUUUCUGAAUUUUAAUCAUAAUUAUUAUUUUUAACCUCAAAAAAAAAUCAGCUGUUCCGUUUUGAAUCAUUUGGGUCUCUGAUUUUGGAAGAAAAAACAAGGGUGAGCCACCUAUUUCCGUUUUUUUUGCUGUUUUAGCACGACUGAGGCUCAAAUAGCAAUAAAACCACGGGUUUAAUACGGGUACACCCUCUGAGACACCAGGCCAACAUGAAAGUAGCCUAAUACCAGAAAUUUGAAGGCGACCGGACGCUGGUGGUCGCCCCGGAUGGUCCCAAGCGAGGACGGAACCCUGUACCCCAACGGCGGCUGCAGCCUCCCCAACUACAAAUUCCACGCGGUAGUAGCGAUCCGCAGCGAGAAAACUCUCCGACUAGUCUCCAUGGGUCGAACCAGAGGGAAUUAUCAUGUUCGCAUCAAAGAAUCCUCCUUCAAAUGACUGAAAAUCCGUUUCAGAUCAUGAAAACCAGUCAUACUGAGAUGUACGACGCUUGUCAAAAGCGGUGUAAUGCGUUUUUACGGUUGGUUUUUAAACUGGUGAAAUUUCAUAAGUUUGAGGUUCAAGUCGGAAAAAAACAUUGUAUAUUCAGCUUGAAAUUUUUAGCUUUGUUCUUCUUCAACCAGAAAAUCUGCUAUGGUGAAGUUUUAAUUUUUAGAGUUUUGUGAAUAUUUUUUAAUUCAUCGAGUAUCAAGUUUUCGAGUUUUCAAGAUUCUCAAUUUUUUGGAAAUUCCUAAAAAAGUAUUUUCAGAAAAUAAUCGCGGAUUUUCACAUAGAAAGUAAAAACAGGCGAUAAUCCAAAGUGUAUACAUGAAAGCUUUCGAAAAUGCUAAUUCGUACAGGCGUUAUUUUUGAAGGUAAUUUCGCUCCAUCGCUUCAAUGUCAUUCUUUUUUUCUUCAAAUGUUGCACUUGAACUAGAUUCUUUUCUCUGAACUUGAAGUAUUCUAUUUUAGAAAAAAAACAGUUCGAAAACUUCCUGUUAAGGUUCGCGAAAGAACAUAUCGAUAAGGGUUUUAUCGCACGAAAAGAGGGAGAAAUUGACGAAUCCGAGACGGAUACUGUCAUCGAGUUGGACGGGACGAGAUGUGUCCUGCGAAAUUGUUAUUUGACCCAAGCCGAAGUGAAGCGAGCAACGUGAGAUCUUCCAAAACGAACAAUUUCGAACCAAAGAUCUCUCCAGAGCUCUUCAAAACGGGCAACGGAAACAAAAAGAAUUGUGUUCGAUUAGCCUGGAAUCCUCGCCGGACUCCAAAUAUCCGACGGCGUCUCUAGAUGACGUCGACCUUUGGGAGCUCAAAACGCAUUUGAGUUCGAUGAUCGUGCAAUUUCGUAGGGGACCUGUCAAGAAAUUUAGCUAAAAUUGUAUUUCUAGACGCGAAAAAUUACUCGGUUCGCAGCGGGGGCGGUGACCUGCCUCUUUUUCGACUUCCGAUGAGAAAUCGGUCCUUGAGAAGAUUCUCUCUUUAUGUCGCCGAUAUCGAUUUCGAACCCUCGGAGGAGGAUUUGUUCGAAAAGUUGGAUCGUAUCAAGUGAGUUGAAGGAAAGACAUUUUAGGUUUCUUUAAAAGGAAAAAAAGGAAUCUGCUUAGUUUUGUAGAAAAAUAAGGCUCUCGAGAGUACAUCCUGAGCGUUCAAAAUUUUCAAAAAUUUUUUUCAUUGUCUAUCCAAAAAUUUUCACUUCAUUUUUACCGAUUUUUUUAACAAUGAUGGAGCUAUUUUUUUAAAUACAAAAAAAUUUAAAAAGUCUGAUCAAACAGAAAAAUUUUGAAACUUUUUCUGGAGCAGGAGAUUUUUUUGUGACUCAAAAAUCUCGUGAUUUUUUUGCCGAACCUUAAGAAUUUGAGAAGUAGAAAGAAUAGUGGUUGUUUAUAGCUUUUUAUUUUUCUUUCAUUUUUUUGUUGUUUUCAUAAAUUUCUUCGUUUUGAGAGCUCUAGAAUAAAUAAAGUUGACGAAUCACGAUAUUUUGGGUCUCGAAAAUUUGGUUUUUUGAAAGGAUUUUUCUCGAUAAUUUUAUAAUGUUCACCCCCAAAAUUUCAAGUUCACUCCGACAGCUCCUUCUCCAUGUCAAACACUAAUUUUCCCGACUUGAGAUGGGUAUCGCAACCGGUGCAGUACCGGGCGGCUCCCGAAACGACGGACUACGCCCUCGUCGGCGUCGGCAACGAGGUCGUGAUGCACGGCGGCCGCGUUGUCUUCAACGAGACGUUGAAGAUGAUGGGCCACACUUACCUGCUCACUCAGACGGGCUGGGCGCCCCCUGUGACUGGCCUCAGCUGCUCCAGCUCCUCCUUGUUCUCCUUCCAGAGCACCAGUGACUCCGAGAGCUGA
Caenorhabditis auriculariae is the source of this 6909-nucleotide messenger RNA. The record is from the annotation of a GenBank genome assembly. Lineage: Eukaryota; Metazoa; Nematoda; Chromadorea; Rhabditida; Rhabditidae.